AUGUACUUUGCAACUCUUCAAUAUAAAAGGGCCCCAUUUCCGAAAUUCGCCUUAGGCCCCGACGAACUCAUGGCCGGCCCUGCAAGUGAAAAGCAGUUUCGGGAGAAGUUGUCAGGAUGUGAAUUUGUGAAAUUCACUGUACCUCAGAAAUUCUUCUGUCAUUUUUACACGUCGGCUGUGGUUUGGACAACAUUCUUGCUUGCUGCAGCUUGGUUUUAUGCGUAUAAAAUGGCACCGUUGGUGUCUGAGCCAUUGCAAUAUUCUAGUAGUGAAAGUUCAAACACUGAGAGACACGGUAUGGCGGUCUGUGUUUCUGCUUUUGUUGAUGGAAGUUCAAGCAUUGAGCUCAGAUGCACAUUUUUGGCUACCUUCCUGGCCUAUUGUCAUGCUUAUGCUGCUUUUCAAGGAAGAUAUUUUACUGAUAUUUGGCAUCUUUCUGAGCUUAGUUUCUAUAGUUUCUAUACAGCAGCACUGUUGCCACUUUGCUGUACAUUUGCACUGGAGACCUUUGUUUUUGCUUCGAACCGGGUGGUUGAAUUCAUUGUUGAAGGAAAGAAUCAGAUCCCAGCCAAAGAAUUUGAUUGGUGGGGAUUUGCCAGUCCUCUUAUGAUCCUUAGAUGGUACUCGUGGAUUGGGAUGGCUAUAUUUUUAUGGGGUUGGAUACAUCAGCACCGUUGUCAUGCAAUUCUUGGUUCAUUGCGGAAGAAGCCAGAACAAGCCAAUGAGUACGUAAUUCCUCAUGGCGAUUGGUUUGACUAUGUUUCUUCUCCUCACUACUUAGCUGGGCUUGUUAUAUGUGCCGGUCUUAUGGUUGCUAGUGGUGGUGCAGACCUCACAGUCUGGUUAAUUUUUGGAUUCGUGUCGGCAAAUCUUGUGCUUGCAGGUGCUGAAACACACAAAUGGUAUCUCCAUAAAUUUGAUAAUUACCCUAGAAGCCGAUUCGCAAUCGUCCCUUUUGUUUUUAGUGAUUUUAGUACAGAGAUUGGAUAUACCACUGGUUAAUGGAAAUCAAACGAUUCCAAUUUCUUGUAAUGUUAAAGAUAAAAAACUUGAGAUGUUUGUACACAAAUGUAGUUACAGCUACAGUUCCAAUAGAUCUUUUAAUUUUGUAUUUUCAACUGACACAAUCUCAAUGUCUUUCUUCAAGAUUAUUGUUCAGAUGAUUCACACUUGCA
Messenger RNA from Camellia sinensis, 1175 nucleotides. Lineage: Eukaryota; Viridiplantae; Streptophyta; Magnoliopsida; Ericales; Theaceae. The record is from RefSeq and is a predicted model, not a curated record.